GGCUUUAGGACCCCGAUCUGCCAGGCCGCUGUGCACGUGCAGCACCUCGAUGGGGCGCGCACGUCACGACACUCAAUCUCAGUGAGAUGUAGGGGAUCAGGGCACAUCCCGAAACACUAACCACCAGGAGCAGGGUUAAGUUGACCCUGGUCAGCCGCCAGGUGCAGAGGCCUGUAACCCUGCGAGGAGGCCCACUUGGGUGGGAGGAAGCAUAAUGAGCAAGAAGAACGUGCUGCUGAAAGUGAUCCUACUGGGAGACGGUGGAGUGGGAAAGUCCUCCUUGAUGAACCGCUAUGUCGCCGACCGUUUCGACUCCCAGUCCUUUCACACAAUCGGUGUGGAGUUCCUUAACCGGGUCUUGGAGGUGGAUGAGCGCUUGGUCACCCUUCAGAUCUGGGAUACAGCAGGUCAGGAGCGCUUCAAGUCACUACGCACUCCUUUCUACCGAGGCGCCGACUGCUGCCUGCUCACGUUUGCCGUGAACGACCUGCAGAGCUUCCAGAACCUCGGCUGCUGGAAGAAGGAGUUCAUGUACUACUCUGAUGUCAAAGACCCCGAGCGGUUCCCUUUUGUGGUACUUGGCAAUAAGGUCGACAUGGAGCAGAGGGAGGUGGGGGAGGAGGAAGCCCGGGCCUGGUGUGAAGAGAACGGCUGCUGUCCCUACUUUGAGACCAGCGCGAAAGAUGACACUAAUGUCACGGCUGCGUUCGAGGCAGCUGUCAGGGAGGUUCUGGCUGCUGAGGACCAGAUCGACCAUGCGCUAUUGAGUAGUACUAUCGAUCUCCAUGGCAACCGCAAAACCUCUCGCUCGUCUUGCUGCUGAUUGCACAGGUGUCAAUCCACCUUCUCCUGAUCUCUCUGGUUGAAACCUGCCUGUGGUCAUUUUGAGAGCCAGUCAGAUGGUACGUGUACUAUAGGUACAAGGUACUGAGUACAGGAUACCCUAAAGAUAAUAUGGAUAAGAUACAGCUGCUGUGAGGAGUGUGGUGUCACUGAUUCUGAAGGUGUCUAGAUUGUUGAAUUAUUGCUCCCACUAAGGUACAGAUAUACUCUAACAGGCAGACUCAUUUCUUGUGCUUUAUCUGCUUUCAGUAAUAUUGCACAAUCUUUUUACCCAGCCUCAACUUUGUCUUUGCCUAUGCAGGAGUUACUCCAAACAGUGCAUCAAAGCAUUUAAUCAAAAUAAAUAAUCAUAAAUUAAUACAGUAAAAAUAAGAUACUACCAGUCCUUUCUUGAAGAGCACACUCUACACUCUAGGGUCUUACAAGGACUGAAAACAACUUAACAUCUUUUUUUAUUGCAGUGGUUGGAGAGAUAAUGUAUUUUUCUGACACAGACCCCGUCAAGACAAAUACUGAGCUGGCUAACUCCCAGUAUCAGUGAGAUAACGUGUUUCAAGGUACGAGGAAUUUAAAUGAUUGCUGCACUCAAAUGAAAGACGACCUUGUUUGUCUUCAAUGAGAAGGGAAUUGUGAGCUUUAAUUCUGCAGCUCUGACUGUGAGCUGUUGCGGCACUCUUAUUCAUUGAACUCUAUAUUUUUACCACUGCACAACAUUGUAGCUGGACAUGUCAGGGAAGCAGUCAUUGUUGUUGUUUUGUAAUAUAUGUACACGGGACUGUUUACUAGGCGAAGUGAGGUCAGUUUUUUUUUUUCUCAAAACCCAGAAGUAGAGUUGCUUUUGCUGCUGUUGAUGCAGUCUUUGUUUCUCUAUGAAGCACACUUCCGUCUUUAAAAUGUUCAUUUUUCCAGAUUUUCUUACAUUUUGUCUAAUAUUUGCAUCAGGCCUUAGUGUUUGAUCAGGGACAGAUUAAAGUCCUUUGUCCUGAUGAGCAGAGGAGGUUCUAAUUAUUAAUGGCAUCUCUGUAAUCCUGUGUCUGCCUUGUUGAUUGCGUAGUAGGCCUUAACAUUCCACUCUUUUAGCUUUGCCUAUUCUGAGGGUCUCCUCUGCUUUACUGAAACAUGACAUUUGCCUUGUGCUGUCAAUCCAGUUAUUAUAGGCUUCAUCUGAAUGUGAAAAAGCUGGAGCACAGCCAUUACUUCUCAUGUGUGGAUUGUGCCUCACCUCCCCUAACCAUUCAUACAGUAUUGAGUGAAACGUACGACUCAGUGUUCUGACAACUUAAUGUUUACUUUCUGUUUGUUUUCAGCUGGAUGGUACUUUACUUCUGUUUCAUAGGAACUCGUUUACUUUCCACAGGUACAUUUCACUUUUCUUCCCUUGGCUUAACUGCUGUUGACCGAAGGGCUUUGUUGUUUGUAUGAUUUAAACUAAGACUGAUGUAGUCUGAAUUUACUGUCAUCAGUAUUUUGAUUUCUGAAUAGUAUUUUGCAUUGCUCAGACAAGCAGUCCUGUUGCAUGAACGAAAUGAAAUGUUUUCUUUUUAUAAAUUCCCAAAGUCGCUAUGGUUCUCAUUAAGGCCCAAUGUUUUCAGACUUUUUCCUGUUAUGUUGGUGGUCUUGCAUUGUCUGUCAGCCUCAGAUGACGUUUGCCUUCCAUGUCGAAAAUUUAACCAUAUUUCAUGUGUGUGCAGAAUAAGAUAAACUUUGAAAGUGAACCAAAAUCCAAUCAGGUACGGUCAUAGUCCUUUGAUAAUGUAGGCUGUCAUUAUAAGGUUUGUUUGUGUGUGUUGAGAGAAGCUUCAACUGUGAACUGAGAAGGGCAUUUUAAGAAAAUUAGGCUGGUAGCCUGUAUUAAUUCAAAGCAAAAGUGAGGGCUGUUAGCUUAUUGUUUGUCAGUGUUAAAGUUUUCUUGAUGGAAUUAAAUGUUUUGCCUCCUCACAAUGCCAUUUCAGUUCUUACCCUGUUCAGAUAAUGUAGCCUGCGACAGUGUUUACCUGAAAUCCAACUACCCUGAGAAUCUGAUAUUUAUAGACUGGUAGCAUAACCCUACAGUAUGUUGCUCUCAUGAUGCUGUCUGUUAUCACUGCAACCCUGUCUGUCGUAUUUUUUGCUGUAAUAUUUAUGAAUGUAAAACUAAUUUCUGUGGGCUGUCCAUAUUAAUGGCUUAUGUAAAUUGCAAAGGGCAUUCAUUUUAUAAUAAUGUACGAAAUGACACUGAGCGUCUGUUUUACUCUCAGUGCUCAACCCAUGAGUGUGAUUAAAGCUGUGUGAAAGUUAGACUGUUCAUCUUGAUUAUGUUUUGAUCUAAUGUACAACUUCCCCUACUCCCCUUUUUGCACUAUUAUGGAUAAAACUGCAGUGAAAACUCUCCUGUGCUUGGCUACAAAUACAACAUACCAAAUGGA
Messenger RNA from Acanthochromis polyacanthus (spiny chromis), 3248 nucleotides. RefSeq names its product RAB9B, member RAS oncogene family (gene rab9b). NCBI's taxonomy places the organism in Eukaryota, Metazoa, Chordata, Actinopteri, Pomacentridae. The transcript is spliced from 2 exons. The coding region runs from base 215 to 823 and encodes 202 amino acids. Gene Ontology annotation, biological process: retrograde transport, endosome to Golgi; Rab protein signal transduction. The record is from RefSeq and is a predicted model, not a curated record. Gene Ontology annotation, molecular function: GTPase activity; GTP binding. Gene Ontology annotation, cellular component: lysosome; phagocytic vesicle; late endosome.